CCGACUUUUACUUGAAAAUUAGACAAAGCACAAACAAAAUUCGACUUUCAUUUUCGAACGUUUUCAGACGAUGUUAGGAUCUGACGACUAAACUGCUGCCUUUUUUGGUAGAAAAAUACAUGUACAUAAAUUGGUGUAAGAGAGGUAGUGUCUAGUUGACCUUAGUCUUUUGCUUUACUAGUUUAAAGCAGCACAAUGGCGGGAAAUACAGCUGCUUGUAGUGACACUUCAGAAGCUAUAGAUUUAUUCAAACCUCAGGGUCUUUAUCUAAAACCAAUAGCAAAAAUUAAUGUCUGUGUUCAACUCCCUGCAUUGAAAGAACCAGGAAAGACUAUUUCUAAUUGGGAAGUCAUGGAAAAAAUCAAACACAUGAUUAAACCUCAUGUAUUCUUGUCUCUCAAAAUAGUAAAAAGUACUCUAGAGUUCAUUCGACUAGAAGGUGAAUUGGAGAAUAAAUCUUUGAUAAAAACCUUAAUGCAGAGAUUGGAAGGCAAGACCAUAAAACUCAGUGGGUUUUCAGAAACAUUGAAAGUCAAAGCUGGGGAAGCAAAAGUAUCAUUUCCUCUCAAACAUGACUGGGAUUCUUAUUUUAGAGAUGCAAAACACAUGAAUGAAAUGAAACCAGGUGAAAGACCAGAUACAAUACACUUUAAAGAUCUGCCUAGUCGAUGGUUCGCGUCGUAUCACAGUAAAACCAAAGACAAGCCAUGUGAAAUGGUUUUACGGAGAGUGUUUGAAGGGUUCGGUGAAAUACGUUGUGUAGACAUUCCAAUGUUGGAUCCAUACAGAAAAGAAAUUCUCCCUGGAAUCCAGACAUUUUCAUUUGGACAAGAUCUGACAUUUGAAUCUUAUGUGCAGUUUAAAGAAUAUAUUGGGUUUAUGAAAGCAAUGGAUGCCUUGAGAGGAAUGAAGUUUCUGUACAUUGGAGAAGAUGAAAAAGCCUACACUGCCAAUGUGAAGGUUGAUUUUGAUAAGUCAAAGCAUUUAUCAGAUAAAUGUAUUAAGAAAAGAAGAAUAGAAAGAUGGAAGUUACAGUUACUUGAGAAAGAAAGAGAAGAAAAAGUGAAGAAGGAGAGAGAGGAAACAGAGAGAAAACAAGAGGAAGAAAGGUUAAAAAAAGAAAAUGAUGAGAGAGAGAAAGAAAGAAGGAGAACAGAAAAAAUUGAAAAGAAAGAACUAAGGAGAAAAGAAAGGGAAGAAAAGAGACGAUUGCAAAGAUUAGAAAAACGAAGACUAGAAGAUGAAAAAAAAUAUCAGAUUAAAUUAGCAUUAGAAGAAAGGAAGUUUUUAAUAGCUCAGAGGAAGCUAGAGUCUAUCAGAUUGUUAACAGAAUUGUUUGACAGAGUAAAGGAAGAGAAAGUGAAAGAGGACUUAGAAAAGCGUGAAAUAGAACUAGAAGAUGAAAGGAAGAAACAAGUAGAAGCUGAGUCAUUGAGAAAAGCAGAGGAAAAACAGAGAAAAGAAGAACAGAAAAGAAAAAGAAGGAUGGAUUUAGAACAUCAAGAAUAUGAACUCAGACACAAAAUACUCAAAAAUGUUAAAGCCAAAGAAGAGAAAAAAGAGGAAGAAAUAAGAGAACAGUUGAGAAAAAAGUUAGCUAAAAAGAAAGGAAAAGUGAAAUUAAAAAGUGCUAUUGUCCUGAAGAAAUGACUUGCCAUAAAUCUCAAUAUUGGUGCUGUUAAUAAUGUAAUGUCACCUGUUUAAUCAGUUGACAAAUAUUUUGAAUGUGUUUUUGACCUUCUAAGGGUUAAUAUAAGUGUGCAGUCAGAUGACUCAGAAAUAGGGAUAUCAUGAAAUACAUGUUGUACUAUUCUGUUGUCAGGGGAGGUCCCUUUGAUUCUGACAGAACUAAUGAAACAGCAGUUUGUAAGGCUUGGCCCAGAAUGUUUAGACAAGCAAUUGUUAUGACUGGUAGAUGGAAUGUAAAAGUUUAAUAUGGAAAAUAUAGGUUUACAUUUUAUUGUGAUUCGAUCAUGUUCAAUCAAUAUUCUAAAUGCCAAAAUUAUGAAUGGUAAAAGUUAUUGGGGUAUUGUUAUUUGAUAAUCAAUGUUCUUUAAGUCAAAGUUAUGAAAGGAAGAAUAGUUUGAAUGUAAUUUUUUUAGCAAGGUACAUUGUAACUCAUUUAUUUUUUCUUCUGUGUACAUUUGUAUAUACAUAUUCAGCAAACUUACAGGUUUAUUUGUACAUACCUACUGAUAAGAGAGACUGUUUUAACAUGUCUUAGAUGUUAUCUUCUGCCUUCCAAGUUGUGAUAUUAAAAUCAAUACAGAGUAAAUUGUUUCCUUUGAUCAUUUAUUAGUCUAAGCACAUUGCAGUUUUCUUUUGAAACAAAAUGCAGAUAAAGAACUCAUUACCUAAUGUAUUCAAAUCACUUCUAAUGAUAACCGAAAACACAGUUUACAGUUUUUUACAUGUUAAAGUAUCCACUUCAUGUGAACAAAAAGAACACAUUAAGGAAAAAAUGAAAGUGAUGUUUAUUUAUAUAAACUUUCAUGACUGUUUCAAUGAUAAACAUGUUCAGUGGUUUAUUAGUUUAAUGCAGUUGCAACCCACUGUUCAAUAUAAUGUAUCAUUUAUCUUGUACAUUAUUUGUUAUCCAAUGUAUCUUAUUGUAAUAUUUUGAUGACAUGAUCAUUUACAAAUAGUUUCUACUGCAUUACAUUUUUUGUCUUGGGUUGGAUACAUGUUAGUUUCAAAUUUCUGUUUGUCUCACUCGUUAUUUUGUUUUAAUUAUUCUAAUGUUUUUCUCUUUUAAAAUAUUACAGUUACCAGAAAUGGGACUAACAGAUCUGAUUUGGUUGGUGUAUUUUAUGUAAAGAAAAAUCUUUAUUUAUCAAAUGUAACAAAUGCAAAAUGUAUAACAUGUAGUUUUAAAACUUUUGUCUAUUUUGAAAUUGAUUUUGAAAUAACUUUUCCAAUUUGAAAUUUAGUUUUGGAAAGAUUACAGGAUUUGUCUAAUUUGAAACUAGUUAUGAAAACAUAUUUCUAAUUAAUUUCUAAUUAGAAAUCAGUUUUAGAGUUCUCAUUGCAAAAAAACAAUAGCCAUUUCUUCUAAACAUUAUAAAGUUGUUUUGUAUCCACAACCCCUUUCACUUAAUUUAAGCUUGAUUUCAGUUUUCAUCUGCAGUGUUUGGGGUAUGUCAUAUAAAACUAUGAUCUCCAACCUAUCAUUACUAAUAGGCCGAAAUAUGAAUAUCUAUGGGGAUUCUGCUUUCAGUUUUCUGAUUAUAAUUUCCUUCAGGUGUUAAGGUGAAUAAUCUUAUAUACAGUAAACUGUAAUGUACAAUUUCGUCAAAGAUGAUUGUAAAAGAUGACUUAAAGUAAGUGUAGUAUAACAUUAUGUGUUAAUACUGAGACAGAGUUAUUAUUGUUAUUAUUAUUGUGUUUUUGAAACUAGAAGUUACUAGUAUUUUUAUGUACACAAAUUGUUUUAUAUUGAACUUUGAAGAAUAAAGCCAUGUUGAUUUGUUA
This is a messenger RNA of Mytilus trossulus (common blue mussel), 3471 nucleotides long. RefSeq names its product A-kinase anchor protein 17A-like. The record is from RefSeq and is a predicted model, not a curated record. Lineage: Eukaryota; Metazoa; Mollusca; Bivalvia; Mytilida; Mytilidae. The transcript has 5 exons. Bases 196 to 1650 code for a protein of 484 amino acids.